Molecule: messenger RNA, 2333 nt
Organism: Seriola aureovittata
Lineage: Eukaryota; Metazoa; Chordata; Actinopteri; Carangiformes; Carangidae
Gene: gpr185b
Product: G protein-coupled receptor 185 b
Exons: 2
Coding region: 127-1197 (356 amino acids)
Biological process (GO): G protein-coupled receptor signaling pathway
Cellular component (GO): membrane
Molecular function (GO): G protein-coupled receptor activity
Source: RefSeq, a predicted model, not a curated record
AACGAGAGGGGGGGAAACCCUAAAAGAAGAAAUUACAAGAGAUACAUUCACUUAAAGUUGAGGAUAAAGGACAAGAGAGAUAUCCUGGUUUCCUGCAGGGGGGAAGAACAAGACAAAAGAGCUGCUAUGAUUCUCUCCCUGGCCGCAGCAGCAGCCAUGAGUAGUGGCAGCAGUAGCAGCCUCAACUCCUCCUCCCCCCUCGACCCCUUCGAUUCCUCCACUUCCUGGAGCCUAGCCGAGGACCCCUCCAACUCCUCCUCUGAACCUGUCAUGCGAACUCUGACCCCUGACCUCCAGCCAGCGUCCACCGCCGUUGCUGUCCAGGAAGUCAGCCCGUGGGAUAUCGCACUUUGCGUGACCGGCACGCUAAUCUCCUGCGAGAACGCUCUGGUGAUCGCUGUGCUGUUCUACACGCCAACGCUCCGGGCUCCGAUGUUCAUCUUGAUUGGAUCGCUGGCGGUGGCGGAUCUUCUGGCUGGUCUGGGCCUCAUCUUGAACUUUGUCUUCACUUAUCUGGUUGAUAGCUCGGUGGAGUUUGUGACGCUGUUGUCAGUCGGACUGCUCAUCUCGGCCUUCUCAGCGUCUGUCCUUAACAUUCUCGCCAUCACAGUGGACCGAUACUUGUCGCUGUACAAUGCCCUGACCUACCACACUGAGCGGACAGUCACCUUCACCUACGUGAUGGUGGUUUUCAUCUGGGUGUCGUGCCUCACGCUCGGUUUGCUGCCAGCGCUUGGCUGGAACUGCUUGAGGGAUGAGUCCACAUGCAGCAUCUGUCGGCCCGUCACCAAAAACAACGCAGUGGCACUCGCCGUCACCUUCCUCCUGGUCUUUGCCCUGAUGAUGCAGCUCUACCUUCAAAUUUGCAAGAUUGCCUUUCGCCAUGCGCAACAGAUUGCAGUGCAGCACCAGUUUGUGGCCAUCUCCACCACCAAAGGUGUCUCCACAUUGUCGGCCAUCCUGUGUGCCUUCGGGGCGUGCUGGCUGCCGUUCGCCAUGUACUCCAUCGUGGCUGACUCCAGCUACCCUGUAAUAUACACCUACGCCACGGUACUCCCAGCCACCUGCUGCUCUGUGAUCAACCCCAUCAUCUAUGCGUUUCGAAACCCGGACAUCCAGAAGUCGCUGUGGAUGGCCUGUUGUGGGUGUGUCCCGUCCAACCUCUCCCUCAGACCCAGGACCUCCAGUGAUGUGUAGCAGGGAAGGUUGGUCUCUGUUUAGCAUGAUGCUAGAUGCCGAGUCAGGGUUGUAUGAGGAAGAGGAUGGAACGGGAACCAAGAGAUCAAGGGGAGAAAGGUCGAAGGUUAUGGCUGAGGAAAGCAAUUUCCUCGACUCCUCAUAUCAGGGCUGGUAGGCUGAUGGCGAACGCACGUCUGGCCACAGUAAAAGUGGCACUGGCACAGGGAGAAGGGGGUCGACAAAAAGAUAGAGCUAACGAAGAUCAUGGAGAAAACCAACAGCGUGAUGGAGGUGGUGUGAAACCAACUGCAAAGGAAUGAUUAAGGUAUCCUCAUGGUUGCGGGAGUUGCAGGAAGGUGUGUCAGGCGACUUUUCCAACUGACCUCCUUUAGGGUGUGAGAAGUGAGGCCUACUUCUCAAGAGUAGCAUAUAUGUGACGAUGGGAUUUAGGAAUAAAUAUCCUAAAUCUCCAUAGGACCUGAGCUUGGGCAGCACUGCAUGGUUAUGCAAUCAGAAGGAGUGAAGCAGUCUUAAAAUACUGUAUGUGUUUUCACUGAUGUGUUUUGAAAUUAAGUGGUGUGUGGAUAAAAAUACAAUGAGCUAAAUAUACACAAUGAAUGACCUUGAGUAUUCUCGGCAAGCUAUCUUUGCAGUCUUCUGAUAGGAAAAACAAGAAUCUCUCCUCCUUUGAAACAUAUUUUAACAUCUGUGUUCCCUUGAUCUGAUGCAAAUUGAGUAAUUAAUGGGUUUUAUAGGCAGAGAGCACGCAAGAAUGAUUCACUCUUCUGUGCCGAGAUUGAAACUAGAUGGUAUUCAUGAUCAUUGACAACGGUAGUCUACCAAGCCCUUUAUGAGUUUUCCCAAUUCCAACAGCACAAUGUGUCACAAUUCAGAGAAAAAACAUUAAAAUCCAAAAAUCUUAUCUACCCGGCUCCUAAUGCAUAGAUAACCCCCCACUAGUUUGCAAAACCUAGAGAGGGAUUUCCAUAUUUAGGCCGGCGUGUGUUGUCCUUGGCGUGAUGAAAUCAAAUCUGCUCCCAGUCGGAGAAAAAAAACCGAGUUUCUCAGCCAGCCCCUGCGCCGUGACUGUGAAGCAGAGAGAGCUGAAUUCAGCACCAAGGACAGCGCCACUGCAGAGCGCUGCUACCCUGGGA